AUGAAUCGCACAACUCAAGCUAUAUCUACCCUUUGGCGUAACCGGCCACGUUACCGAACCGUCUUCCUCGUCCAGGUCGUCCUUAUAGCUCUCUUCCUGACGUUGUCGCUCUACAUCCAUGCCUUCGGCUUGAAGCAUGAAGUGGUAAAGCGCAGCUCCGGGACUUUUGGUGGCUUCGACGAGCGCCCCAUGACCGAGAAGUGCUACAAGCAGGAGCGCGUCGCUACGCUGUUCGCUGUGUUUUUAGGCUUGGUUGGUGCGGAUCAUUGGUAUGCACAACACUGGGUUCUGGCUAUUUUCAAACUUUUGACUGGCGGCGGUCUUAUGAUAUGGGCUACCAUCGAUGUGGCAUUUUGGAUCGUGGGUGGAUUCUACGGGACACCGGGCUGCGGUGGAGGUUGUAGUAAGGAGUGGUUGUGUUAG
Molecule: messenger RNA, 423 nt
Organism: Didymosphaeria variabile
Lineage: Eukaryota; Fungi; Ascomycota; Dothideomycetes; Pleosporales; Didymosphaeriaceae
Exons: 2
Coding region: 1-423 (140 amino acids)
Source: RefSeq, a predicted model, not a curated record